AUGACCCUUUUCUUUGCUCUUAUUGUGCUUGGCCAGAUUUGUGCUGCUGCGCCUAUUCUGGAAAAACGUUCAUUUAGCGGUGAUGGCACUUUCUACACUGUGGGUAUGGGGUCCUGCGGCACCGACGAUAGUAACGAGGACAUGGUGGCUGCAUUGAAUGCACCACAAAUGGGAUCCAGCAGCAACCCGAACAACAACCCCAACUGUGGUCGAAAAGCUCGAGUCAAGGGUCCCAAAGGCUCGGUGACCGUCAAAAUCGUUGACACUUGCCCUCCUUGUAAGAAGGGUGAUCUGGAUCUGAGUCCUGCUGCUUUUGCAAAAAUUGCAGAUAUGAGUGAAGGACGUGUGAGCAUUAGUUGGAACUGGGCGUAG
Molecule: messenger RNA, 372 nt
Organism: Radiomyces spectabilis
Lineage: Eukaryota; Fungi; Mucoromycota; Mucoromycetes; Mucorales; Radiomycetaceae
Product: RlpA-like double-psi beta-barrel-protein domain-containing protein-containing protein
Exons: 2
Coding region: 1-372 (123 amino acids)
Source: RefSeq, a predicted model, not a curated record